This is a messenger RNA of Cuscuta campestris, 660 nucleotides long. NCBI's taxonomy places the organism in Eukaryota, Viridiplantae, Streptophyta, Magnoliopsida, Solanales, Convolvulaceae. The record is from the annotation of a GenBank genome assembly.
CCUUGCAAAUCAACUUAACAAACCACCCAAAGCCCCAAUCCGUUAGGUACAUCCAAUCUAUCUAUACUACCCCAUGGCUUUCUCUUCAAACCAAAUCACUGUCCUCAAAGCUCUCAUGCUACUUUCCAUGGCUUUCCCUGCAGCCACCGCGGCUCGGCCAAUGAUGGCCAAAUCCGCCGCCAGGCAACAGGCAGAGGCCGGUGGCGGCGCGGGAAGUGACUACUCGGAGUGUUUGGAGACGAUGUUCCAGCUGCAAUCGUGCACGGGAGAGGUCAUACUCUUCUUCAUGAACGGGGAGACGUAUCUUGGCCCCAACUGCUGCCGCGCCAUAAGGACCGUGGAGCACAAGUGCUGGCCUUCCAUGUUCGCCUCCGUCGGCUUUACGGCGGAGGAGAGUGACAUUCUGCGCGGCUAUUGUGACGCCGAAGAGGGCGGCCACGGCGGAUCAGCCGAUGAAGACGACGGCGAUGCAUCUCAUGCUUUCCCAUCUUGCCCUCACCAUAACGUCAACCUUACUACGUUCGAUGAGAUGGAAUCUUUGUCACCUUAAAUUUUUAUGGUUAUGUUUACCACGUGUAGUGGAGAAAAGAGAAAUUAUUAUUUCUUAAAUUAUAUACUUUGAAGUUCCUACCAUAGGUUCAAUAAAAGAAGUUAUCGAAA